CGCCGGGGUUUCUUGGGCAACUACAGUCAUGGCGGCGACUGCCCCCAGUGCGGGGGCCUCCGCGCCUGAGGCGGCGGGUUCCGCCGAAGCCCCGCUGCAGUACAGCCUUCUCCUGCAAUACCUGGUGGGCGACAAGCGUCAGCCCCGGCUCCUAGAGCCCGGCAGCCUGGGCGGGAUCCCGAGCCCGACCAAGAGUGAGGAACAGAAGAUGAUCGAGAAGGCGAUGGAAAGCUGUGCCUUCAAGGCAGCGCUGGCCUGCGUGGGAGGAUUUGUCUUGGGAGGUGCAUUUGGGGUGUUCACUGCCGGCAUUGAUACCAACGUGGGCUUUGACCCUAAGGAUCCUUACCGUACGCCGACAGCAAAGGAAGUUCUUAAAGACAUGGGACAGAGAGGAAUGUCCUACGCCAAAAAUUUUGCCAUUGUGGGCGCCAUGUUUUCUUGCACUGAGUGUUUGGUAGAAUCUCACCGGGGGAGAUCAGAUGGCAGGAACAGUGUCAUUAGUGGCUGCAUCACUGGGGGAGCCAUUGGUUUCAGAGCUGGCUUAAAGGCCGGGGUCAUUGGGUGUGGAGGUUUUGCUGCUUUCUCUGCUGCCAUUGAUUAUUACCUACGGUGAGAGUUCCUGCCUCCAGGGAAGGACACUGCCAGCCCAGGAUCAGAGCUGCUCUGUGGAGGCCAGUUUUGUCCCACUGCAGGGCCCUUGCUUCAGAGCCCGCAGACCUUUGUUUUCCCUCCUGUUGGUGUCAUGAGGGAGCCACCUGGCUG
Messenger RNA from Odobenus rosmarus divergens (Pacific walrus), 762 nucleotides. RefSeq names its product translocase of inner mitochondrial membrane 22 homolog (yeast) (gene TIMM22). Gene Ontology annotation, biological process: protein insertion into mitochondrial inner membrane. The transcript is spliced from 4 exons. NCBI's taxonomy places the organism in Eukaryota, Metazoa, Chordata, Mammalia, Carnivora, Odobenidae. Gene Ontology annotation, molecular function: transmembrane protein transporter activity. Bases 29 to 613 code for a protein of 194 amino acids. The record is from RefSeq and is a predicted model, not a curated record. Gene Ontology annotation, cellular component: TIM22 mitochondrial import inner membrane insertion complex.